UUGGCACAAGAGCUCCCAUGAGUCAGCUCGACUUUGAAUGGUAUGGCCCUCCGUUGGGCGGUGAUUCUAUUGUACGAUUCUACCGUUCGUUCAAGUGUACGCACGGCAGUGAGGAGAGAAGCUAUUCUCUCGGCGACCUGUGUUGGAUAAAAUCAUCGCGCGACGCCGCCGUCUGCUUAUUACAAAUACACACACUGUGGCAGAAGCUGUCCAAUGCUAGAAUGUUUGCUGGAGGUCGACUGUUCUUUCGGCCCGAAGACACACCGAAAGGUCGACACCCGGAACACGGGCAGGAUGAGGUUCUUUUAUGGAAUAGAACGGUUGUUUUACGAUGCUCGGAACUGGUUGAGUGGCAUCUCAGAGCUCAGAUGGCUCCGUUGUGGCCAAGUGGAACUAUGGCUACAUAUAAACGAGAGUGGGAAGAAAUACCUGCAAAGAUGAGAAACACUCUGACAAUUGUGACUGAAAUGAAAGAGAAGUCAAAAAUCAGUGACAACAGGAAGUCACGUUAUUGUUUUAAUGACAUAGGAAGGCCAAGUCUAAAGAGAACACCUCUUUUUGCCUCGGGGUUUGCUGUUAGUGAACUUGAUGAUAUGCCGAGGGGAAAGGGAAAGACACCAACAGUGAACGAACUUGGGAGAAACUCAACACCAAAACCUAGAGUGGCGAAAGGUCAACCAGGAAUGACGAAGGGAAGUCUUGAAGACGGUCAUAAGAAACCAGUGGUAGGUAUUGCACAGCAACGGUGUUACAAUUCUGCCAAUGGUAGAAGGAACAAGCAUAUGGUGGAGAAUGAGACGUCAGCACCUUUGCACAAGAAAGGAAGAAAGAAAGUGCCACUGCAGGGAAGGAAGCAUGUCUACAAGAGGAGCAAGGAAACGACGGAAGCAGUCACGACAAGAUCUGUUACAGAAUCUCCACUGUCAUCUGUGGCACAAAAUUUAGACUGUCAGUCUCUUUCACUACCACAGAAGUCUGAACUAGGUUCUGUUGAAGUAUCAGACGUUGUCGUGUCUAAAGCAACUGACAAUUCUUUAAAUGAUGUAACUACCGUUAAUCUCAGUUUGCCCAGUGUAGAACGUAGGCAUUCAGGUACUACGAUGUUGUUGACAUCUACUAUUUCUAUCAAAGAAGAACAAGGAUGCAAUGAUCACACACAUGCAAAGAUGCUUUAUACAGAUGAAAGAUCGGAACCAACUUCUAUGAUCAGUACGGAGGAGACUAUUGUACAACCAGGCACUGAAGAUACAGCUAGAAGGACGCAUUCAAUUUCUGGUAAGAUUCACGGUGCACCUCGCAGAUGGAGCUUUAAUCCAGCAGCUCCUAUAUUGGCAAGGGCUAGAAAGCUCAAAUUACAAAAGAAAAGAAGGCAGUCGAGAGAACAAGCAGAAAUGGCAAUUGAAGAUGAGCAAAAUGUAAACUCAUUUGGUCACAUUCAAGGCAGUGAGCUGGAAGAUGAUGAUGAUAGUGAGAUUAUGGCAAAAGGUGCAGAGAAUGGACAGCGACCACAACGUAGAAGAAGAAGAAGAAAACAGAAGAAGAUUUUCAGUGCAGAAGUAAAGGCUCAAAGACAUGUUGUGAGAAGAACUAGUAUGGUAGUAAAACGAGACAUUACUGAAUUGUUUGCUCUCUGCUCAAACAUUUCAUCGACUCUUCCUACAGUUGUGCUGGUCGGCUAUUCUCAUUAUUGUCGGUACAAAGCACUACAGCUUAGGCUAGCAGAGUAUGAGAGACUUUGGUGUCAUCCAGAUAUUGAGUCUAUGACUGGAAUGAAGGUGACAGAUGACAACACACGGUUAAUAUUUUGUAGAGCACUGUUCAAGAAUCCGAACCUUUUAAAAUUGGGUGUCACCAUGGCAAUGUCAGUUCCUAACUUUGUACGAGAGCAAACGGGUAGGAGAAAACGUCGUCAUUCUCUUGAUAUCACUGAAGAACUAGGGCCUGUAAAGAAAUCUGUUUGGAGUGAAGAAGAAGCAGAACGGGAAUUCAUGGAAUCGCUGCAGCAGUUUAUGGCAGAUCAACAGACUCCAAUGGGUCCUCCACCAAGAAUGGGAUUUCAACAAGUGAAUUUGUUUGCAUUUUUCAACUGCACCCAGCAUCUUGGCGGCUAUGAUGAGGUAACUGCAUCAAAGCUGUGGCGAGAUGUCUAUCUCCAUAUGGGUGGAACCACUCUGAUCACUAGUGCUGCAUCUUCUGCCAAGAAGCAAUAUGAAAAGUACCUGUUGGCUUAUGAACGUCACAUUCGGUCUGACUGCUUAAACUCAUAAGUGAGGUUAAAGUAUUGAUUUAGAGAACUUAUCAAUUUCUAGUUUAUUUGGCAUAUCCCUUUGUGUUAUAGUAGAAACUUUAUGCAUAUGGUGAUGUGCUUCUUUUAGGGUUUGAUAAAUUCAUUCUUUUUUUGUGAAGCAGUUGGAUUAAUUUGACAUCAAAUGACUAAUGGAUUCUUAUGAUUGCUUA
Molecule: messenger RNA, 2457 nt
Organism: Corticium candelabrum
Lineage: Eukaryota; Metazoa; Porifera; Homoscleromorpha; Homosclerophorida; Plakinidae
Exons: 8
Coding region: 18-2267 (749 amino acids)
Biological process (GO): regulation of transcription by RNA polymerase II
Cellular component (GO): nucleus
Molecular function (GO): transcription cis-regulatory region binding
Source: RefSeq, a predicted model, not a curated record